Molecule: messenger RNA, 4659 nt
Organism: Trachymyrmex septentrionalis
Lineage: Eukaryota; Metazoa; Arthropoda; Insecta; Hymenoptera; Formicidae
Product: trichohyalin-like
Exons: 5
Coding region: 747-4313 (1188 amino acids)
Source: RefSeq, a predicted model, not a curated record
AAAGACGCGGCGCAAAAGUUUCCAACAAAUGACAUCGGAAAGUUUCCUACUGAUGAUCAACGAUCGUUCGUCCUGUAUAUUUUUCGCGAAAAGAUGGUAAAAGAUUCCUCCCUUCUUCGAGGGAGGGAUUGAAAUCUUGAUUUCAAAGGGUAGUUCGAUCGCGAUUAAUUUACUACUAGUUUUCUAAGUUUUUUUCUUUGUUUUAUCGGCCUCCUUUCGACGAUCCAAAGUAUUUGAAAUAACGAACCUCCGAAAGGUUUCUGAAAAACAUCAAGAACGAUAUCGACAUUUUGGCGCAAACAAACAUUUUGUUAGCCAUAUUGCCACACUUUAACCGUGUAAGGUCGAUCGUUCACGUCAGAACCAUUCAAUCGGUUACCUUCUCCGGAAACAGAUCGACCGGAACUCGCCGCCUCGAGGAAGAUUGCGAGAUUCUUCGACACGACUAGUCGAUGCGCUUCCAGCUGCAGUAGCAUCGAUCGUUGCAAAUUGGAUUGCCGUUAAGACUCGAGCGACGGAGACCACCUUGGAGUCGAGCAGACUUGUUCAGUGUCGACGGUAUCAGCGCGAAAUUUCCAGAGAGAAUUUCGGAGUUCAGAGCAUUUGCGACUUAAUUUGCCAUUGGAGAAGCGCACGUUCAACACCCGGGAUGUGCCAUAAACGAGCGUGACUGAGAGGAAGAAGAGUAUGCGAACUGCACUUGUUAGCAGGGCUUGUAACGAGAGUUAGUGAUCUUAACAAGAAGGAUGCAACCACGGGUGACAGUGGUUCUGGCCACGGUCUGGCUGACGGUGGCGGUUCUGGUAGGAGAAGCAGUCACCCUCCGCCUCUCUCACGAUCAAUACUCCCCCGUAUCUCCACGCCGACACGCUAGGGUUCAACGGGACCGCACUGGAGUCUGGAAGGAUCACGAUCCAGUCGAGGAUCAACCUCUCGACCUUUGGAUCGGCUCGCGAAGGUCGAUCUCCACAGAGGAAUCAGGAGCUCUAUCUCACGAUGCCAAAUAUACCGAGCGAGAUUUUCAGCUUGAAGGUCUCUUGAAGGACAUUGUCUCGUCAAAGCGAAUGUACCCCUUUUCAGGCUGGCAGAGGCGGUUACCGAAUAUCGCCGGCGCGGAAUUCGCGGCCGACAAAGUCGAUUACGGCUACGAGAUGCCGGAAACGCUUUCGCGCGAAGCGAAGGUAUCCCCUUCAGAUCUUUUAGACGACCCCUUUGUGGCAGACGACACAUUUCAGGAUCAAGGCCCAGGAUCGAUGGAAAUAUACAAACUAGACCUAUCCAAAGAGAAGACUCUACUGACCGCAACCACGCCCUCUACAAAUUUACUGUCGAGAAAUAAGAGCAAAGCUCCGAAAAAGACGGGUCAUUUGAAUUCAAAGACAAAGACAACAGAAAUUAAGUCAAUAACAAGUAAUCACAAACAAUCAAAUUUUUUCGAAGAACAACGGACCGAAACUCCUUUGAUAAACAAAGACGCCUUCGAUGUUGGUGGUGUGCCGGAGCUACAGGUUGGAUGCGAAGGUCUCGAAGCGUCGUUGUUGUCCCACAAGACGAAAAGAUCGAUAGAUACGCCUGACAAGGAGAAGGGCGAGGUGCCAGCUCCGUCCGUGUUGCUAAACGUGUCGCCGGUAUCCUUGGAUCUUGACGACGUUCUGUCGUACGAUGAAGAAGAAUAUGAGGAAAUGGACGAGCUUCUCAAACUCAAGAGACUGGAGACUACCACGAAAAGAAACAAGCCAAAUAGGGGAGAUAUGGAUGCCAGCCAUUUGAAUUCUGACCAUCUGGAUGAGUUUAGGCGACUAGAGAAGUUACCAGAACGAGGAGAUUUGGGUGGAUCCAUCCCAAUAAAUUCUAGUGAAUUAAUAACUCGUCAGAAGACCAAGCGAUCUCUGACAGAUCUCAAAAUUAAGAAUUACGAGGAAGUCAAACCAAAGCGAGAAACCAUUUUAUUGGACGGUGAUAACGGCGCCAGCAGGAAUCAUGGUCGGCAGUUGCUGUGGCUUGCCGAAGCAAAUACUAAGGGAUUUGCGGACGGUAGAAGCGAACGGAAGCGCACGAGACGGUCGAUCGAUUGGGGCUUCGGUGAGGAUGAAGGUGUCGUGUCCAGCGACGAGUUGCAGACCGUGAAUGAACGUCGCAGGCAGCACGAGAUGCGAUACCAUCAAGACACAUCUAGAAGACGUGACCAGCAUCAUGGAUUAAAUACUGACAUCGAUAGUGUUAGACAAGAGUACGAGAAAUUACUUGAGCAAAAACGAAGGGAAGAAGAGUAUUUGCGACAAAUGCAACAGGCAUCGACCAAUCAAACGCUGCCGAAUAGACGGGAGGAGGAAGAGAAAAAGAAAAGAGAUGAAUUACGAAGAAGACAAUACGAGGAAUAUCGUGAAAGGAUGGACAUCACAACACGUCGUACAGAUAACGAAGAUAUGCGACGGCAGAUGGAAGAAAGACAAAAGCAAGAAGCAGCCCAAAUGCAGGAGACGAUUAGAAGAAACGAGGAAGAGCUAAGAAGACGAGAGGAAGAAGAACGAAGAUUACAAAAAGAAGAAAUUAAAAGAAGGCCACAAAGCAAAUGGCAAGAGGAGAAUUUAAAAAAACCGGGUUCUAAAACUUUCAUAAAAGAUGAUGAAAGGAAACGAAGACUUUAUGAUGAAGAAAUGAAGAGACGAGAGGAAGAACUGCGAAAACGAUUAGAAGAAGAACAAACAAGAAGGCAGGAGCAAUACAGGUCGCAACAAGAAGCUCAAAGAAAAAGAGAAGAAGAGGCAAGAAGGCGUCAAGAUUCAAUGAGAAAUCUUUCCGAAAAUGAUAAAAGAAGAUUAGAAGACCGUCGCAGAGAAUGGUUAGAGAAGAAGAGGCAAGAGGAUGAAAAUGAGAGAAGACGACAGCAGCCAUCGAAUUUAAUGCACGCGGAACAUUCAGUCAGUCAUCCGAACGAUAUCAGACAGCACGAUCGAGACGAGAAAAAACGACAGCAAGAAGAAAGACAGCGAGAACAGAAAUUGCGAGAAUAUAUCACGCGAAAUCGACCUAUCAAUGUCAAUCAUGCUGAUCAAAGAUCGAAAGAAGAGAAACGACGCUAUAGACCCGAAGAGCACCAAGAUCCGCGGAUGAAUGUGAGUAGAAAUGACGAAGAGUACCAUCGACGACUGGAGGAGCAGCGUAAAAGACAAGAAGAAGAGAGAAAACUACAGGAUUACAUCAGGAGGAAUCAACCGGUGAAUGUGCCAUCGAGAGAUAAUCAAUCGACCACAGCCGCUCGUAACUGGUUCGAGGAGCGAAGACUGAUCGAGGAAGCCAGGCGUCGCGACAGAUAUCCCGAUCCAGGAGUGAGGAGAGGCCACGGACCGUCGGCGCCUACGUAUAUCGAUCCACGAAGCUCACCAGAGGAAGUCAGACGCACGCAACAAGAGACGGCGAGAAGGUUGGAGGAGGAAAGGCGGCAGAGGUACGAGGCGGAAGAGCGACGGAAGGAACUCGCCAGGCGACAAUGGGAGGAGGAAGAAGAGAGACGGUUACGGCAGCAACGGAUGCGAGAGGAGGCGGCCAGGCGAGAAGAUGAAGCGAGGAGAGAGCAAUCUAGGAGGUACAAGGAGAACAGGCAGCAGUCGCUACUGGAGAUAGCGAGGAUGCGGGCCGAGAAGGAGAGAAGGAGGCAGGAGAUGUUGAAGCAACGAUCCAGGAACGAAAUUGGUAGGACGAAACAACCAGAAACUAGGCCGAUCUACCACCAGGAUCCUCGUCUUUUGGCAGAGCACAGAAGACGACAGGAUAGCCGGCCUAAUCCGAGUAAUUUGAUGCGAGCCGAAGAAGCCAGGCGAGCGACGGCAGAGCGCGAAAGGCAAAGAUUGGAAGCCGAGAGACGACAACAGGAAGAGAGCAGAAUGAGAGAGCACAGACGGAAGGAGACCGAUCAGUGGAGACGACAAGAACUAGCCAGACUAAACUCUCUGCCGGUGAGCGCAAGGAUAAUAGUCCGUCCUGGUGGCUCCUCGCCGACGUCGCCCGUCUCGCCACCAGUGAUAUCGAGGGGCGGUUUCAACAACGAGAUCGAUUUUACAGGAAUCAACCCGCAUCGCGAAGGUGUACAAGUGGCACAAUUUCCUGUCCCCCCAACACCGAGACCACCUGCUCAGAGCCCUACUCCAUGCGUUUGGGCAGUUGUUCAUUGUUGUUCAUCCAAUAACAAUCGUCUCGUAAAGUGUUUCGAAUCGUUGGGCUGCCCCGGGAUUAAUUGGGAUCCUAACCCGUGUAGAGGGUCUGUUGCGGACGCUGCCAGAGCAGAAGUUCUGAAGUUCUAUGCUAACUCGUAAAACUAAUAACAUCAAUAAGAUUCAGCCUUUACUUUUGGAGAGACGAAUAUCAACUAGACAAGAAAAAAGAAGGAAAAACUCUUCAACACCGACGGAAAUCUUUCUCUCUCUCUCUCUCUCUCUCUCUCUCUCUCUCACACACACACACACACGCGCGCGCGAAAAGUUUCAAGUUACUGUUCUUCAAAUCAAUUUGUGCAUGUGUGACUCUGUACAAAUAUUUGUGUCGCUCAUUGGAUAGAAAAACUCAGUAAGUUGACUUAAAUAUUUGCAGAACGGAAGACCUUGAUAUAUAUUUUUUUACUUGACACAAUAUUAGUAAUUUUAAUAACUCAAAAUUAAACAA